AUGAAGAUUGGCACAAGUUCUGACGCGAGAUCGGCACUGCUGCAAGAAGACUGGCGUCACUUGUUUGUGACCAAUUAUAUACGUUGUUCGGUUGGUGCCGUUGUGGUGGCCAUUUUGGUGGUGUGUGUUGGUUUGUUUUUGCCGGGAGGUGGUGGUUUUCAUGGUGGUAGUGGUGGUGUUGGCGGUGGUUGUGAUGGUGUUGUGGCCGGGGUAGUGUUUGUGACCAAUUAUUAUGGUGGAUCGGGAUCGGAUCCGCCUGUCGUUUCCACCACACUCGCUAGCUCCACCACACCAUCGGCACCACUAACGCUAGUACCAACUCACAAUCACCAUGCUCGACCACCUCACCAUAUCCAUAAAAUCUCUAAUACCGCUGCUACAACAACAGCCUCCACCUCUGUCGCCGUAGAUCUUCCAUUGUGGUGGGAAUGGAAAUCUUUGGUGGGUUCGUCGGUGAUGAGCUACUAUGGUGCUGUGGGUGCGGUGGUUGGGGUGAGUGGUGCAAGUGUGCGAUGUGGUACGGUGGUAGGAACAGAGAGCUUUGGAGAGUGCGAUGGUGGUGUAUUGACGGGAAGUGGUGGUGGUGGUGGUUUUGGUGAUGACGGUAGUGGUGCAGCUACUACUGGAGGCAGUGGUGAAAUGGUGGUUACAAGUGUUGGUAGUGGUCACAAAUUAUUUGGUUGA
Molecule: messenger RNA, 684 nt
Organism: Olea europaea var. sylvestris
Lineage: Eukaryota; Viridiplantae; Streptophyta; Magnoliopsida; Lamiales; Oleaceae
Exons: 6
Coding region: 1-684 (227 amino acids)
Source: RefSeq, a predicted model, not a curated record